AUGAUGAUUACCCGUGUCUCCAAAGGAUCUUCCCUACUAUCUUCGUCAACUCGUUCACAAAAACGAACAUUUAUUUUCACCACGCUAGCAACCACUGUAUUUGGAUCUGUUCUUUGGUCAAAAAACAAUGUCCUUGCAUCAAUGAUGGAAAAUGGCGAAUUGCAUUACGAUGACCCGAAUAAGAAGUUCAAUUUAGAUAAAAGACCAAUGUUUCAACGUCCAGAUCCAGAGUAUCCUGGUCACACGCCAUUGUACAAUUUUGAAAAAGCAUUGAUGUUUCUUGGAUCGUCAAUGGGAUCAUUUUUCCACCCGGAAAGAAACGAGUUUAUUGUUGCUCUUGGUGAAUCAACUGCCAUUGAACCAGUGUUGAAAAGUUUACAACGAACUAUGUUGAGUGAUAAGACGGGAAGAGAAAUUCUUCGUGAAAGACCACGCAUUACUUCAACAUCGUUAGAUCUAGACCAUUUACGCUCUUUACCGGACAACACAAUCGGAAAGCAGUACAUUAUAUGGUUGGAUCGUGAGGGUGUUAGUCCAGAUACAAGAGUGCCGGUUAAGUACAUUGACAAUGAGGAGCUUGCUUACAUUUUCCAACGUUAUCGCGAAUGCCAUGAUUUCUACCAUGCAAUUACUGGAUUACCAAUCAUUAUUGAAGGUGAGAUUUCAGUCAAGGUUCUUGAGUUUCUCAAUAUUGGCAUCCCAAUGAGUGGGUUAGGUGCAUUAUUUGCACCUUUGAGAUUGAAGCCAAGUCAGCGCAGGAGAUUGAGAGAGAUUUAUUAUCCAUGGGCAAUGCAAAGUGGAUUGUUUUCAAAACCUUUGAUUAAUGUGUAUUGGGAGAAGAUCUUGGAGAAGGAUAUCAAUGAGUUUAGAAAAGAAAUGGGUAUUGAACCUCCUCCAGAUUUGAGAAAUUUGAGAAAAGAAUUCUUUGCAAUGAAGCGGAAAGAGAAAGAGAUGAAACAACAAGCAUUGAAAUGA
Molecule: messenger RNA, 975 nt
Organism: Lodderomyces orthopsilosis Co 90-125
Lineage: Eukaryota; Fungi; Ascomycota; Pichiomycetes; Serinales; Debaryomycetaceae
Gene: COQ4
Product: ubiquinone biosynthesis protein
Exons: 1
Coding region: 1-975 (324 amino acids)
Biological process (GO): ubiquinone biosynthetic process
Cellular component (GO): mitochondrial inner membrane; mitochondrion
Source: RefSeq, a predicted model, not a curated record